CGAUCAACACGUGGAACAACUAUUUACCCCUUUUCUUUGUUUCUAAAUAUUCGUCACCUUUAAUAAUAUAAAAGAUCUUCAGUUCUUUCGCUUUCACCCUAUCCCCCUCUCUCCCCCCCACAUCCUUCGACCCACACCGUCGCUCGACUUCAUACUAUACAGGAAGCCGUUCUCUGCUGCGUCCGCGUACUCAUCCCUCUCCCUCUUGUGUUUGUCUGAUACCCCCUCCACCCCACCCCAUCCUUUUCGCCUGCUAAUCAUGGGAAACUGCUUCUCUGACAAGUCGUCCAGGGCGAAGGACGAUCAGAAGAACGCGGAGAAGGCGGAGAAUAACAAGCAAGAGGCGGAGAAGAAGAAGGAGGAGGCGGAGAGGCAGAAGGAAGAUGCGGAGCUCCACGCGGACGAGAAGAAGGUGGAGGCAGAACUCCAGCAGCAGAGGAAGGCAGCGGACGAAGCGAGUUAG
Leptomonas pyrrhocoris is the source of this 463-nucleotide messenger RNA. RefSeq lists its product as hypothetical. The coding region runs from base 260 to 463 and encodes 67 amino acids. The transcript has a single exon. Lineage: Eukaryota; Euglenozoa; Kinetoplastea; Trypanosomatida; Trypanosomatidae. The record is from RefSeq and is a predicted model, not a curated record.